AUGAUCUUCCGAGCCCCAGGCAACGAACGCUUACACAACGGCUUCAACUGGACGGGGAAGUUUAGCUUCGGGCAGGGGAUUCUUCCCGAUGAUGAUGAAGCGACUAGGAAAGCUAAGGUGGAGAAGCAAGUUCAUAGACUGACAUCCGAUUUCAAAUGGAACGAUGACGGACUUCGAAGAGAUCCAGACAGCGGGAGGCCAACCUGGUUCGACGGGCUUGUUGGGCCACGUGGAAUCACAAAGAACGUUGGGGCUUUGUAUCCUCCCCAUAUCAGCCGCGAUGGAAUGGCAUACCUGUAUUGCGGUUAUGGUCCCAUCCCGCAAAAGUAUCUCAACAAACUGAUCAAGGUUAUUGACAAGGAAGAAACUCAUCUUCCUCUUGAAGAAUGA
Molecule: messenger RNA, 390 nt
Organism: Clonostachys byssicola
Lineage: Eukaryota; Fungi; Ascomycota; Sordariomycetes; Hypocreales; Bionectriaceae
Source: the annotation of a GenBank genome assembly